Messenger RNA from Mastomys coucha (southern multimammate mouse), 6839 nucleotides. It is a transcript of the gene Plekha8, whose product is annotated as pleckstrin homology domain containing A8. Lineage: Eukaryota; Metazoa; Chordata; Mammalia; Rodentia; Muridae. The transcript is spliced from 14 exons. The record is from RefSeq and is a predicted model, not a curated record. Gene Ontology annotation, molecular function: ceramide 1-phosphate binding; ceramide 1-phosphate transfer activity. Gene Ontology annotation, cellular component: cytosol; membrane; cytoplasm. Gene Ontology annotation, biological process: ceramide transport; intermembrane lipid transfer. The coding region runs from base 252 to 1811 and encodes 519 amino acids.
CGGGGCGGGCGCUGUGGGCUCAGUGGCCGCAGGAAGGCGCCCGCGACCGCUGCCUCCGGGGCCGCGCCUCCCUCGCCUCUCUGGCGGCCGCUCUGCCGCGUCCACACCGACUGCGCCAGGCGCAGGCGCAGCCCCCAGACGCGAAGCUGGUGCUCCCUGGCUGUCGCGGUGACCCCGCCCCCGGGCCCAGGAUGUGAGGCCGGCCCGGCGUCCCCGCGGCGGGCCGGGGCGGUGAGGGGCCCGCGGGCGCCAUGGAGGGCGUGCUGUACAAGUGGACCAACUACCUGAGCGGUUGGCAGCCUCGAUGGUUCCUUCUCUGUGGGGGAAUACUGUCCUAUUACGAUUCUCCUGAAGAUGCCUGGAAGGGUUGCAAAGGGAGCAUCCAGAUGGCGGUCUGCGAGAUUCAAGUUCAUUCUGUAGAUAACACGCGCAUGGACCUCAUCAUCCCCGGGGAACAGUAUUUCUACUUAAAAGCCAGAAGUGUGGCAGAGAGACAGCGGUGGCUGGUGGCUCUGGGAUCUGCCAAGGCCUGCCUGACAGAUAGUAGGACUCAGAAGGAAAAAGAAUUUGCAGAAAACACUGAAAACUUGAAAACCAAAAUGUCGGAGCUAAGGCUGUACUGUGACCUCCUUGUUCAACAAGUAGAUAAAACAAAAGAAGUGGCCACAGCUGGUGUCACUGACUCUGAGGAGGGAAUUGAUGUGGGAACUUUGCUGAAAUCGACCUGCAACACUUUCCUGAAGACCUUGGAAGAAUGCAUGCAGAUUGCAAAUGCAGCCUUUACCUCUGAACUGCUCUACCAUACACCCCCAGGGUCCCCUCAGCUAGCGGUGCUGAAGUCCAGCAAGAUGAAACAUCCUAUCAUACCAAUUCAUAAUUCAUUGGAAAGGCCCAUGGAAUUAAACAGUUGUGAAAAUGGAUCACUAAGUAUAGAAGUAAAUGGUGAUGAAGAAAUCCUAGUGAAAACCAAGAGUUCCUUAUAUGUGAAGUCUGCAGAGGUGGAUGGCAGCAUCUCCAGUGAAGAAAACACAGACGAUAAUGUGACAGUCCAGGGUGAGAUAAUGAAGGAAGAUGGAGAGGAAAACCUGGAGAGUCAUGACAAGGAUCUGGCACAGCCUGGAUCAAACUCGGUUUGCUUGCCAGAAUCUCCCUGGGAAGACAAUGAAGAAGUUAUUCCAACUUUCUUCAGUACUAUGAAUACCAGCUUUAGUGACAUUGAACUUCUGGAAGACAGUGGCAUUCCCACAGAAGCAUUCUUAGCAUCUUGCUAUGCGGUGGUUCCAGUACUAGACAAACUUGGUCCCACAGUGUUUGCUCCUGUUAAGAUGGAUCUUGUUGGAAAUAUUAAGAAGGUAAAUCAGAAGUACAUAACCAACAAGGAAGAGUUUACUACCCUCCAGAAGAUAGUGCUGCAUGAGGUGGAGGCCGAUGUAGCUCAGGUCAGGAACUCAGCCACAGAGGCCCUCUUGUGGCUGAAGAGAGGUCUCAAAUUUCUAAAGGGAUUUUUGACAGAAGUGAAGAAUGGAGAAAAGGAUAUCCAGACAGCACUGAAUAAUGCAUACGGCAAAACAUUACGGCAACACCACGGCUGGGUAGUUCGAGGGGUUUUUGCGUUAGCACUGAGAGCAGCACCAUCCUAUGAGGACUUUGUGGCUGCGCUAACCAUAAAAGAAGGCGACCACCAGAAAGAAGCUUUCAGUGCUGGGAUGCAGAGGGACCUCAGCCUUUACCUCCCUGCUAUGGAAAAGCAGCUGGCCAUACUGGACACGUUAUAUGAGAUCCAUGGGCUGGAAUCUGACGAAGUCGUGUGACAGCCACAGGACAGCACCUCCUAACUUCAGGGAAUAAAGUCUGCUAAAGUGUUGUGUUGCCCUAGUUAAUUUCCAGCAACAGCUUUGAUACUCUCCAGUACCUUUCCUUGGGGAGAUGGACAUGAGGAAGUCCUAGUGCUUUUAUUUAGAAUUGUUGUUAAUGCAUAUAUGUUUCAUGUGUUUAAAAAUCAAGGUGCUAAAUAUUUCAUCAGGCCUACUGGAAACCAGAUCAUCACUGUCCCAGACUUGAAUAGCAGGGCAGUAAGAGCAAAACUGACAGAUGAAUUUGUUGGGAUCACACUUGUAUUCCUCUAUUUCAGUUACUAGUUUUAAUGGGCCACUCAAACCCAAGCAGUAUGCAGGACUAUAAUAUAAAGCCAGUGUUUAAAAUAGCUUAGAAGUUCAUUGAGCAUCAGAGGGAGUGUAAGCCCCUUUGUUGAAGGACUUGCUGUGUCAGAGUUUGCUAUUCCUAGACUUUCUUAAGUGGGUCCUUUCUCUAUCGCUCUGCUGAAGGAAAGGGCUAUGUAGUGAAGACAUUUGGGCAGUUGUGGGAAAACAUUGACAAGAACUGCCAUGCCUACUAUCAUGUGGGACAGUGGCUCAAGAAGAUGACCUCAGCCCAUAAACAGAAUAGAAAGGAGGGGUAAGUCAUUUGGGUGAUACAUGCCACUCUUUGCCAACACAAUACAUUUCCUGUGUGUUAUCUGAAUUGGACACCAUAACAAAACAAUGACUUUAAAGAGGGCAUUUAAUCCUACUUUACAAGUAAAACUUACAAUAGGAGGUUUGCUCACAUUCGUGUAGUAUCUUGUUCCUGGUGAUUUAAUUUUAUUUAUUUAUUUAUUUAUUUUGUCUGCUUCAUUAACUCUCUUCAGCAAAAAACCCAAGUAGCUUCCAAAUGUGGUCUAGAUCGCCUCUGUAUUGAAGUCACAUGACAUGCUGUUUCAAAGAACAGAUCCUAGAACAUACUUGGAGAACCCAGAUCUAGAGGGGAAACAGAAAUGUCCCUGUGGGUAACCUUUCUAGGUGACACUCAAAUAUAAAGCUGAAGAGCCAAAUUCCCAUUUGAAUUCUAGUUUACAGAAUUCCCAGUCUUCUGUAGAAACCAAAUAAAACACCGUCCCUCCAGAGGAAGGGGCCGUCAUUCAAGUAUGAUAAUUAAAUGGAGAGCGAGUAGACCAGCAGCUGGUGCAACAGCUUGUGGCAUUCUUCUAUAAAGACAGACAAGAUGCCCCGUCUCCCCGAAAUGGACCAGGCUGCCUCAGUGUGCAUAGGGAAGAAGCAGGAAUGCCUUCCCCAGUCCAGUAGAGACUGCUUCCUCCUAGCAACGAGAAGAGUUGCUGCAGCAUAAGCAGUCCCCUGAAGAAAGCUAGCCCUUUGCCACGCACAGGUAAAGGGAGUGGCUGUGCACACUGCUCUUGUUGCUGUGUACACUAGGGCUCUGCAGAGAACUUUGCAGGAAAGGUACUAAUUUUGUCUUUUGUCUGUCUUUAAACAAGUGGGUAUUUACUCAAAUUCAUGCAGCAGUAGAGUAGGCCACAGUAGUCCCUGCAGUCCCAGCUCCUGAGAAGUGUGAGGGUAAAGUAUUAUUUGAGGUCAGCAUUUGGAGGUUAACCUGAACAACAUAGCAAGACCUUGCCUCUUAAAAACACUUUUAGUAAAAUUUUAAGCCAAGCAAGCAUUUUGCCAGCAUGAGAAGUUCUAGAAAUUAAACUUAGGAAAAGGAGGAGUGGGCUGGACUUACAGUAUACUACUUUGCUCUCGUAAGAGUUUCAUGUGGCUCCUCUUCUCUGGCUAAUGGAAAGGGGGGUGGCAGGGCUAGGGCGUAACUUACACCUCCUGCCCUGGACAUAGCCUCUAAAGACAGGAAAAGAAAAGUAGCCAACCUAGUUGUCUCUGAGGGUGGGCACUUUGGGCUAAGUGCCCUUGGUGGGCUCUGCUACCAGGAAAUUGACGUUAAGCAUGGCUGUGAUAUGUAGCUGCAGGUGCCUCUGUGAUCUCUAGAGUCUAGGGGCUGGCACUCUGAGAACAUCUUUGUCCAGGUCCUCACUAAGGCCUGAAGUGCACACAGAAGGAGAGCUUCCUUGCAGGACAGUCUGAGUUUGUAAAUUCAUUCGUAGUAGUACUUGGUUUCUCGCUUUAGUUUAAGCUAAUUUUUUUCUGUCUGAUUUUCAGUUACUUUCUAAGAAAUGAGAAAAAGAACCUGAAGGUGCUCCCUGGAGCCCUCCCAAGAGCCCUGGUAUUCCUAAGCCACCCUCACCCUGACAGGUGAAGAACUGGUUUGUUUGUUGUCAGAAUGCUCACCUUCUCUUCAUUGCUAACAGUUUUUGAAUUAUUUUCCUAGCAUAAUCUUGAGACUAGGGAAUGUGUCUUGCCGUAGAGCAGCAGGACUGACUGACUAGCACUGACUGGCAGCUUACAGAGCACAGCCCCACCUCCGUUCAUCAGUCUGCCCUUCACCCUCACCCAGUGAAGCUCGGCUCCACACAGGCUAGCAUCAGGAUGUGUGCUGAACUAAACAAAAGCUUUUUAAUUGUGAUAAGCCUUAUGUCUUUUGAAAAUAGAUCUGAUUAUAACUAAAACCUACUGACAUGCUGACUUGGAGGAGUAUCUUUAAGGGAAGAAACCAUCUUGUAACUGAGGCAGAGUUGACAGUUCUUGACACAGCCCAGAAGGGAGGCCAGAGGGUACUGUAGGAAUGCAGUGGCUUGUUACUAUGUCCAGAUCAUUCUAAACAUGAGAGCAUCCCCCAGUGUCACUUAGCAUAUUGGGGACAUCUGAGUGGCCUCCUUCAGCUUGGCAGCCUUUCUUCGCUGCUGAGCACUGCUAGCAGUGACAGCCUCCCAUCAGCUUGCCACAGUGCUUUCCUCUCCCAGCUCUGUUUCCUCCUCUUCAGCAGCAGCAGCCCACCUAGUGCAGGAUCUGUUAAAUACCUAGCCAAAAUGCCGGUGCUUAGGGCAGAUGCCAUGUUCACGUUUGUAGCUGUAAGGUAGGGGAGAGUCAUCAUGGGAGAGCUGAGUGCCACAGGAAUGUGCAUCCUCUGUUUUGAUUGCUUCAUGUACAGUUAGUGCAGUCAGUAUCUAUCUAAGGAGUGUUUUCAGGUGCUAGUGUAUGGUGAGGUCCAUAAAUACAGGGCACUUCAGCUGAAGAACUCUAAAGAAAACUAGUCAAGCUGUAAAGGUCUCUCUCUCUUUCUCUCUCUCACACACACACAUAUAUAUGCACAUGUAUAUGUGUGUGUGUGUAUGGGAUGGAGAGAUUUCAGACAAAACAACAGAAAAGUCAGAGGGUUGUGAGCAAUACAAGUUAUAAGGCAUUUUGGAGACUUUCUGGAUUUUUUUUUUAAUGUACUUCCUACUACACCACUAUGUCCUUCAGGCAUGGGGCUAUGUCAUGUUGUGUUUCUGAAUCACCAGUUCAAACCACUGCUUCUGAUUUAGUCACAGGUUUACAGCGGUUCAAAUCCCUACCCUCAUACGUCACUUCACUACCACUCAUUUUUAAAUUCAAGGCUGUCUGGAUGUAGAAGUUCUGAGUAACUGCAAUAUGUGUUGGACCAUCACUUUGAUUGAUGAUCUAAUGUGUUUGAGCAUACAGAGCCAGACCUGGGAUGCUUUGUGACACUGUGCAGUCUGCAUGGUUGUGUGCAUUAGACCCAUCCUGUGACAUGCACAUGAAGUGCUGUAUUGACAAAUGUGUUCUACUUCCAUAUGACCCUUUGUAACUUGCAGUAGCUUACUCAGAGCUACACAAUAAUGACAUAAAUAUCCACUAGCUGUCUAGUGGCAUUUGAAGACUUUAUCCAUGACACAGUUAUAGAUAUAGUACAUUAGUUGAGGGUCCUUCACUGCACACUGGCCCUUCCCUGUGAAUUCUCCCGGUCCAACCCUGUCUAGACUAUCCUGCAGACCAUUUGCAUGAUUUCUUGCUAUACAGCUGCAUUUGGGAACUCUAGGGCAUGAUUACCCAGUCACUGAUGACACCUCUGGUACAGAUGUUGCAUGCAUUGAUCUCUCUUCUCCAUUGUCUAUAUAGCCUUUAAUGGAAAGGAAAAAUGCCACUACUCUGCAAUGCAAAGUUUUCAGAAUUCUUGUAAAUUGUGAAUCCUUGAGUCACUUCUUUAGUGUGGAAAGUGCUUCAGAGCUGUGUAGGGACAUCCUGCUUGUUUCAAAUAUAUAUUUGUAUAUUUAAAGCAUGGUCAGUAUCUUCCCUUUACACAUAUCUUGGGCAAAGUGGUCACCUCACCCUGGAGUGGGUGGUUCCAUCAGCCUUAGGAUGGAUGGCUUCAUUACACAGCUGAUCUCAUUCACAGAGAGCCCUGUGUGUGUCCAUUCAGAUGUGUAGGUGGGGUCAGUGAAGAGAAGGAUGAUAUAGAUGGCUGAUGAGCCAGCUUCAUGGCAUGGGGUAAUGGAUGAUUCCCUGUGCCAUGAGAAUUUCCCUAGAAUGUCAUUAAACAGCCCAACUACCUCAUGUGAAAUUGGCUGUGGACAAUCUGUGUUUGAUGAGAAAUGUGUUUGCAGAAAUUUAUUCUGGUUAAUAAGUUGAACGGUGCAGUGUCUCUAUGAAGAAGAAACAUGUUAUACCAGAUGCCAAAGGCUAAACUACACGUAGAUUUUCUCAGACUCAUUUCUAUGUUGAUGUUUAUUCCACAGUCUGGAUCCUCAUGAACGUUUGUAGUUUUGUAGAGCCACAUGCUUUGGAUAUCUGUCACAAUCACCUCUUGUCCCUCAGUAUUUUGAAUGAACAUCAUAAUGCUGAUAGGAACCAAGUUAAACUACGAAAAUGUCAAACAAUUUGUGGCUUCUUAAUUUAAUGGACCUUUACUUAGAAAUGUAUUGGAGCCUUUUAGGACCAAUUGUUGAGUGAAAAUCUUGUGUGCAGAUGUGUCUGCUUCUCUGUCCAAAUUGUUAUUCCUGUAUUUCAUGAAAAGUGGGGCAGGGGUGAGGGUUUUACUUUCUUUGGAGAAUGUUUAAAGACAUCUGUCAGAUUUUUAUAUUAAUUAGUUACAAUAAACAUAUUUUUAGAGUA